Messenger RNA from Toxorhynchites rutilus septentrionalis, 9850 nucleotides. RefSeq lists its product as uncharacterized. The record is from RefSeq and is a predicted model, not a curated record. The coding region runs from base 6086 to 9559 and encodes 1157 amino acids. Gene Ontology annotation, biological process: proteolysis. Gene Ontology annotation, molecular function: cysteine-type peptidase activity. The transcript is spliced from 2 exons. Lineage: Eukaryota; Metazoa; Arthropoda; Insecta; Diptera; Culicidae.
UUUGAGAUGGUGGAGUGUUGGAAUUGACUCAUCUGGUCAUGGGAACCAUUUGAAAUUUCAAGAAAUUCACAAAAAUGGACAAGUCCUAAGGCUGAUAUUUUUUGGAGGCGAUGGAAUGACAUUUUUUUCAUUUUAAUUAGACACACGAGUCUUUCCAUUAGUCAUCAAACCGGCAUCUACUGCUAAAAUAAUCGUUUUUGAAUUUGAAUGGCGGCUUCAAAAAUUGAUCGUUCAUAACAAGAAAGUCAGCUUAAGUCGACCAAUUAAUUUGCUUCGAUGGCUAAUGAAUCGCGGCUUAAAUGUAAAUCAGCUUACAUCUCUGGACCAAAUAUUACAUCGGUCAAUGAAAAAAUAUUCAAAAAGAAAAUAAUUUUUUGGGUCGAAUAAACUAAGUUUCUCUAAAAUUUAGCCGAUCAAUAUUAUAGUCCAGUUCUAGAUUUUCUUAGUCGAGCCGGAUAGGCGCCGAUUCCAAAACGUGAUUAACCCAUUCCAAAAUAUUGUUUCAUGUUUUAUUGUAAAAUCUCAUCAUAUUCUCACAAAAAAGUGCUUAAAAAAUUAAGAAUAUUUGAGAAAAUAUAUGAGGAAACGAAUUUUUGAUCGGUUGAGCAACCUACAACAUGGGAUAGUCUAGUAUUUUCGGAAAUGCUAGUCGAUAUUAAUUUUCAGUUCGCGAAAUCGAUGCAUCGAGAACACUUCUUAACCAUGACUCGAGACUCCCGGCUUAAAUUUACGAAAAAAAAGUUGAAAUCGACUAUUAUCGAGUGAUAUUAAUCAUUCGACUUUGUUCCGAUUUUCUGAAUAAGAAACCUCCUCAGAUCAGUCUCGUUCAGACGACUUGAAGCUGAAGUAUUUUUAUUAUAAGUAAACGUAUGCUUUCAAGUGAUAUAAAUCUUACAAUAGGGUUUUCUUUGCGACUCCUUGGUAGUCAGAGGUAAUACCUAACCCACUGAGUAAUGGAAUUCAAGUUCUCCUCUCAGAUUGAGCCUAGAGAAAAAUAUCUUGUUCUGCAAAUUGUUAUUAAUUUAAAUCUUAUUUCGCCAUACUUUUUCCCGUGAGUAUUCACUUUAAAUGAAUAGAAUACGUCCUACAAUCAGUAGAUCAAUUAGGCGUAAUUAUAUAAAAAAAAACUGUAUUGAUUUUUUCCUGGAUCUAACCGCGUUGUCAUCACUUCUGGUAAUGAUCGAUUGUUCAUUUUCAUUCCUUUUUCUCCACUUCUGUCAUACAUAUACAUCUACUACUGAAUCCACUGAACGCGAAUUUAGCCUUCGUAACUUCCGUGAGCAACCACUUGCAACUUAUUUAACACUAGAUUUACCAGACCAGUCAUUUUGACUGGUCGUGCAAUUUCAAUUUAAAAUUCCUACGACAUAUUACAUUUGCUUUCCGAAAUGAUGUUAUGACUUUUGUAGCUAUAAGUAGAAAAAACAUUUUAUAAACUUAAUGUUACUUAAUAUUUAUUACUAACAAAUAUAUUUUUUUGUUAUUGACAUUUAAACCAGUACCAGUCAAACUGACUGGUGCAUGUUUCUAUGAAGAAAUGUAUGAGAGCGUUUUAAUUUCAACAUAUUUUGACAGCAAUUGUCAGCCCCUGAAAAUGUUCUGCAUAUUUAGAAAAUGCAACCAGCAUACCUCUGGAAUGUUCAGAUGUGGAAAGUGAAUUAUACGACAGCGGCGAUGAUUUGUUAGAUAGAAAAAUUGAUUCUCAAGGAAGUGAUGAUAACAGUGCUAUUAUCGAGAGUAGUGAUGAGGAAAUUCCUGAUGAUGACAAUAUAGAUGAGCCAAGCGACAGUGGUUGCGUAAAAAUUCCAAUCAAGCGUACCAAAUCAGCAAACUGAAAUUGCUUUAGACGGAACUAUUUGAACGAGAAUUGAAGAAGGAGGUGUUGCUGGUAGAUUACUAGUUCAUAGUAAUUUCAAAGAUGUACACGGUCCAACAGCACAUGCUGAAAGAAAUAUUAUGAACGGGAAUCUAAGUAGUGCGUUCCAAUUACUGAUUGAUAACCAUAUUUUGGAACAUAUACGAAUUUGUACAGAGUUAGAAGCCUCUCGAGUUUUGGAAAAAAGUGGACAAUUACACAAGAAAAAUUGAAGGCAUCUCUUGCAAUAUUGUGCGCGCGUGGGGCGUACGAAGGAAAUAGCUUCAAACAGGGGAUGAACUUAUAUUACCGGGGAUAAGCAACUUUUUCCAUCGGAGGCCAGAUGCAGAUUUACUCAGUAUUUUCCAAACAAACCCCAUAAAUUUAGCAUAAAAUUCUAAUUGGCGUCUGAUGUAGAGACGAAAUAUGUGAUAAAUGGCUUUCCUUAUUUAGGAAAAAGCGAGACUCGAAAUGCAUCAAUCCCCCUAUGCAAAUUUGUCGUAAUGAAAUUUCUUGAACCGUAUACCAUGAAGGAGCGUAAAACUGAUAUUUUUUACAAGUAUUCCUUUGGCGUUAAAAUUAAGAUCUCAAAAUACUUCGUUGCUUGGAACGAUACGCGCUUCUAUUGGCAACCAGACAUAUUUUGGCGUCGAUGUCACUGAUCGAAUGGAAAUCAGGUUCCAGAAGGUGACCACUUCAACUGUUUUUCAAUAAUUUAGUUUCAGCCGGAAGAAAUAGCUGGAUAUUGAACAAAACAUAACAGGAGAAAAUAUCUCACGAGAAGACUUUCUGUUUCAAUUAGCAAAAGAACUUGCUUCAGAAUAUCAGACUUCAAGGCAAAUACCACACGAAGCUGAUAUACCAACUACAAAUGGCACUGUUUCUGUACGCAAAUGGUGUCAAAUAGAAUAUUUUAAUAACAAUAAGACUACAAAUAUUUGCAAUAAAUGCAAAAAAAGUCUAUGUAGAAAGUGUAUACACUGCAAAAUCUAUUGUGAGCAACAAACUGUAAACAAUUAAGUGUUUUGUUAUUUGACAAUGUCUAUUAGUCCAUUUAUCUAUCACAAUUAAUAUUGUUCAACUUAUUUUCGCCAUUUGAUAAGUAAUAGUACAGACUGGAACCACAAUAUUCAUUUUUUCUUAUACACCAGUCAUUUUGACUGGUGCUGGUAGAAAUAGGUAUAUAUAAAUAGCUGGUAAAUCUAGUGUUAACACGGGGUCGUUUCCAUACUAGGCGGUACAGGAUAGUCCCGAUCUUCUGAACAGACUUGAAUGAACUAAAAACAUCCGUAGCCGAUCGAGUCAACUAGAAAAAUAAGCUAGCGGCGGUCGCCGUUGGCCCCAUUUUUCUUGUUGAAAAAAACCGGCGUCGACAUUUUCAAAUAUGGCGUCGACCGCCGAAAUUUUUGACGACAGAAGUGUCUGUCUCCUGGUCUGCUAUACAUUUUCUGUAGGCGUUAAGAUCAACACUGAAAAAUAUUUCGACAUAAAAAAGCGCAAAAUAAAAAAAAUACUAAGUCAGCGCUAUUAUCUUAAGUCACCAAAGUGAAGUUGUGUACUCUAGCUUCUUCUUCUUCUUGGAUGGCACUACCGUUCCAGUGAAACUUUUGCCUUCUCAACGCAGCAUUACUUGCGUCAUUUUUAUUAGUAGUGCUUGGUUGAGAUUUCUAUGCCGAAUAACACGCCUUGAAUGUACUCUGGAGGGGCAAGCUCUAGAAUACGCGUGACCACAGUGCAAGCCGGAAGAAUUUUCUUUCACGAAAAAUCCCCCGACCAGAACGGGAAUCGAACCCGAACCCCCGGCAUGAUAGUGUGGGACGCUAACCACUCGGCCACGGGAGCACGUACUCUAGCGCCGAAUCGUAAUGAAAAUAUUCGGUGGCGGAGUUGCGCCGUGGCGAAUUUUCGUUCGGCAAUGAAACGAUUGCGAUGAGUUGUGAUGAUAUUGAAAGUGGAAUACAGCUGGAAUCCGACGAAUGCAUGGAAAUUGAGGUAGGUUCAGUUUGUAUUAAUCUAUGACUUCAGUAAAAAUUUUAUUACGACAAAAUUAAUUCAUAAUAAAAAUUGCGCUUUUUUCUGUGUGGCAUUCAUACCCCUGAGUUCACUUUUUAAAAACAUGAAUAGAAACUAUUGCUACAUGUUCUUUAAAUGUAUUAUUAAAAGAGCUUCUGAAUGUUUCCACCAGAACCCAAUGAUAAAUGGGUCUGAAAAGUUGAACGAAUUGGUAUGAAAAUAUGGAGAAAUUUGCGUUAGUGAUACUAAAGCCUAUGAUCAUAACGCGAAAUCCAACAGUCACAUAAUUUCCGUUGUUUCCUAUUAUAAGAAGAGAUGUCGACCAGGAAUAUCAUUUCAUAAUCAAAAGGGAUGAAACACGGUACGUGGAAUGGAUUCAACGGAUAAAAAUUGAAAAUCAUCCGGCUAAGCAGUUUAAAUUUCAGCAUGUCGAUAUUCUACUAAGUAAUUAUCAUCAAUUUUCACGUAUUAUUUUUUUCAGAAACAAAACGUUUAACUAAACUAUUAAUUUGUAUGGCUCGAACCUUGGCGAUGGUAAUUGAGGACAGGUUAAAAACUCUCAAGCCAUUAUUGUUCACCUGUUCAACACAAACGAGCAGCAAUUCAUUUAAUCCUCGACGACCAAACGAUUUUCUCCGGCAGCGAAAUUGAAAAUAUCGACAGAUCAAGAAAUCAUGUCUAUAUAUUUUUUAUCUGCUUCUAUAGAAAUUUCCCACCCUAAUUAAAAUAAACAUUAGAGAAAAUCAAUUUGAGUAUUUUAUGCGUCUGAAUAAACCACAAAAACGUAAACAUCGAUUAAAUUUUCUUCUACGCUUCAUCUGAUUCGCUACUCAAAAGUGUCGUUUGACUGACCGAUGAAAAAACACUUUCGUACGAAAACGAGGAUAGGGCAAUUCGUUCGAACGAACGAUGUUCGAAUGUUCGAACGGAUAGAUUUCUUUCGUACGAAACCAAGGAUACGAAUGAGGCAUUCUUUCGAACGUUUUGUGUUCGUUCGAAAACAAGAAUAAGGGUGUUUAUUUUUUUGGUUCGUUAAGUUAGUGUAUAGAAUAAUAUUAGGUGAUUAAUAGCAGUAAUAGACGAUAAUAUCUACUGUUUGCGCCACGCGGAGCGAGCGCAUACGUGUUGCGACAUGACCUGUCAUUCCAUUGCAUCACCCAGAGACGUGCGAAAGUGAGAUGAAAGCAGUAUCAACACAACAAACUAAUAUCACCCGAGCUAACCGAGCGAAGCCGACAGGACAAACACCCCACCAAUUUCAGGGAGUAUAAAAGUAGCAGAGCAGCAUAUGAUCCAUCUUUAUAAGUUUUUAUUCACCACGUGUAUUUAGAAACCAUUAGAGAAAGUUAUAGUGAAAAUUUGGACUUUGAAAACUAGUGUCGUUUUUUCCUACAGUAAAUUUAGUCAGACCCUUUCCAACCGGAGUACUAUAAGGAUUGAGAAAUGUGUACUGUGAAGAUGGCAUCCUCUUAUAAAAUUAAUUUAGAGAUGUGUUUAGAAGCGGUUAACAGUUUAAUUUCAACCAAGUGCCUAGAAUAUGAUUUCAAGUUAAAUUUUAAGAACAUGCAAGUAAUUUUGGAGCGUAUGGGAUUAGAUAAAACGAACUAUCCUAGUAUGAAGGUAAUCAAAAGCCUUCUAAUGAAACAUCGAAAAUCCGUAAAACGGUUUGCUCCUGAGAUUACUUUGCAGAAUUGUUGGGAUGCAGCGAAUGAUUUGAUCGCUAGAGAAGAGUUGGAUGAGCUAUUCGAAUUGAAUUCUAAGAAUCUGAAAGAAAUUCUUGUAGAAAUGGGAUUAAACGAAAAAUGCGCACCUAACUUAAAAAAAGUUAGGAAUAACUUCGCUUGUAAUCCAACAUAUAAGAAGUAUCGUGCAGAACGAAAGGUGAGAACCCUUAUAAUUGUUAUAAGCUUCCUGAAAUUAAUAAAACUAUUUUGAAAUUUUCAAUGUGAAAUCAUUUCCGCAGAAUAUUGAACAUUCAAUUGCCGCUGAAAGUCAUAACGUAAGUGUAAAAUAUCAAAUUGCUUUGAAAUAGUCACGCCAUACAGUAACUUCAAAUUUUUAUAGAUCGAUAAUUUCAAAGAAUGUUCUUUUGAGAAUGAAAGUGCCUGCUUGCCACAAGACUGCGUUGGAGUUCAUGAAGUAAGAUGACAUUUCUAUUUAUUAAUUCAUGUAUUAAUAGUUGUUAUUUAGCAGCUUUUAUUAAAUAAAACAGAUCAUAUGUCCGAAACAAACUCAUCUCCUUCACGUGUCGAAACAAGAACAUUAUCAUUUGUAUCAUUUGACACAAACGAUUUCGAGGAAUUGGCCGACUCUCAAAGUACUACUUUUGACGGCGUUGAUAAUACGGGAAAAGAUAACGAACAACCUCCAUUCGGAUUUUUAUUGAAAGGAACAGAUUUAUCGCGUGUCGAAAUAAAAUCAUUAUCCGUCGAGUUUCCUGCAAAAGUAUGUAAGAAAGGAAUGGAACUUAAUGCUCCAGAAAUUGAAUGUCGCAUUUUUGAAACAUCAGUAAGUCAAAUGCAAGAGAGAUCAACGAACGACAUGCAAGACUCGAUUGUUUCAUUUGAUACCAAUGAUCUUGAAGGAUCGACCAAAUCACAAGAUACUACUUAUAGCAGUGAUGUAGAUGUAACUGAACUUGUGUUCAAUACAACGGACUUUGAAAACCUACGAAAAGAGAUAAAAGAAAAAGGCAACAGUAACAGGAUCAAAUACAAUGUCAAGGUUGCGGAAUGUGGGGCAACUGCCACAAAAAGACUUUAUAGUGGUGCUUCAAUUUACGAGUGUUCUUUUUACAUCAACAAGAAGAACAUUGAAAUGUGUAAACAUUAUGAUCAACAUAAUAUAAUGCAAAGCAAAACCAAGGUUGGCGAUGCUAAAUAUAAGCAACAAAAGCAUAGAAGGCCUUUUAUAGUGGCCUUAGAAGAUUUGUUAAAAAUCAAAUAUGAAGAAUUCAAUAUCUAUUGUAUAAUCAAUAUAAAUUCUCAUAAUUGCAACAAAUCUGGCUGGCUAUUUUAUGGUGUCUGCGCUCACAAGACCUGCAGAUCUUAUCGUUUCAAAAUUGUUUCUGUUACGGAUGGUGAUAACAUAUAUAAAGUCGAUGUCUAUGUUAAUGUCGCUAUGACCCUGAUACACGGGGAAAACCUGAAAGCGGCAUAUUGCAAAGGAGUAAAAAGAAACAUAAAUAUGAAAAAACUGCAGCUCCAAAAACCACUUGAAUUACGAACUAAGUUGAUCAACGAAAAGAAAAAAAGGGAACCAUUCGAGAAGGUAGACAUUGUCAGCAAAAAUGUAUUGAAAAAAAUUAGCAGUGAAGCUAAAUCGAAGCUUAACAGGGAUAUUGAUGAUUUUCAAGAUUUGAUAAAAAUGUCUGAGGAUAACGGAUCUUAUAUCAAAAAUGUGUUUAGAAAGCCCUUUGGUGUAAUUUGUUUUAAUACAAAAAUGUUCAAAGAGCUGAGAAAAAACAAGACUUACAGUCCUAUUUUCUACAUGGAUGGUACUGGAUCGGUUGUACGAUAUUCAAAAGCUGAGAAGCGUGUUCAAAUAUAUGUUUUGGUCGCAUACAAUUACCGGUCAAAUUUUAGUGUACCCGUAACAACCUUUGUGACUGAAAGCCAAAAAACAGUAGACUUCCACAAUUGGUUGAAUAUAUUUCGUGCUUCGUACGAGUCAGGCAGCUCUAUGAAUAAAUUGAAUAAAAUAGCGAGAAUUGUUAGUGUUGAUUGGAGCUGGUCACUGAUUGGUGGAUUGAUACGGGCUCUUAAUAAUCAACACCAUACACUACCAGAGUAUAUCCGAGAUUGUUAUAAAGUUUGCAUAAGAGAACUCAAUCUCAAUUUCACUAUCAUUCAUUUAUGCUACAGUCAUUUCAUGAAUGUAGUUUCUAAGGACUUGAAAUCUGCUCCAAUCAACAUAAAACAUAAGUUCAUGGACUGUAUGCGAUUGGCUGUACGUGCUACAAACUUAGUGGACUUAAUCGAUCUGUUUAUCAUUAUGACAUGCAUUUUUGGAUCUGCAAAUGAGAACCGAAUGCUUGAGACAUCACUAAAAGAACUAGAUGCAAAAAUUAAUGAUAGAACAAGCUUCGAUUCAGAAAGCGCUGGUAAAUUUGAUUAUACUGGCAUCGGUGAACCAGAAAUUCUAAAAAAAGAUGAGGACAAAAUCUUCUUGGGAUCGCCUUUUUAUGCGUUGUUAAAAGAAACAUUUGAAACAACAUUAAAACAAAUAGAUGAUCUCAGCCAAGGAUCACAGAACCCACUGUAUUUCAAAGGAUUCUUGGAAGAUGUCGCCUUGAAAAAAUACAUGCCUGUGGUUUGUUUGUGGUCAAAUAUAAUAGUAUCUCAAAUUGACUCGAAUCCGGAUACUAUUUCAAACGCAAGGGUUGAAAGCUUCUUCCGAACAUUGAAACACAAUGUUAUGAAAGGUCAGCUCUACGAAAGAAUAACACAUUUUCUUCGAAAACUACAAUCGUAUAUUGAAUCUCUGUUCCACUUUUCCGACUUUGACAUUGAAGAUAUAUACGCUACUGAUAAAGGAAUAAGUAAUGCUAAAAAACGUCAAGAUGAUAGAAUCGCAGAAUAUGACAGAUUUGUCGGAAACGUAGAAGACAUAGAGGACGAAUGGCAUAGUCCAUACUUUCAAAAAGAUGCUUCAACCCACUUGUUCAAGAAGAAAAAGAAGCAGGAAACUAACAGCUUAAACACACAACUUGAACAAUCAACACAGAAGCACCCAGAUUCAAAGGAAAACAGUGAUAACAACAGAAAAAGAUCAUUAGAAGAAGAUUUAGAAACUACCUGUAAUCUGUCCUCUAUUCAUCAAUUCAUUGACAAAGGAUUUGAAUUUCCAGUUACCACCAAAUGGUAUUUCGGUGAGUUUCCUUCAGAAUAUGAGAGCAUAGGAGUAAGUAGUAUGAUUGUAAGCUCAGAAAUGCUUCAAACGCUCGAUGCACAUACAUAUAUGGAUGGAGAAACCUUAGAUGCGAUAAUUGCAGUGGCCAUAAAAGAAUGUGAGGUCGAAAGCGUAAAAUUGGUAUCAACUUACAUGUCGAGAAACUUGUUUGAUACAACUCAACUAAAAGAAGUAUUGGAUAGGAAACGAGAUUAUGUUUUACCAGUUCUAACCAAUACAUCGGGAGUAUGGGUGGUUCCUUUGAAUGUUAGAGCUGGGCAAGCACCCACCAAGCAAGUUGGAAGAGGGAACCAUUGGGUUCUCUUCAUUGCUGAUUUUAUGAAUAGAGAAACUUUUUAUUUAGAUCCUCUCGAAACAGCAUCCCCAUAUUUGAAGGACGUACAAGAAGAAUUUUUGAAGGCAGUAAGCUCUAUUCGGAGACUUAAAAAUCAACCAUUUGAUUCAACCAAUUGGCAAAGCGGCUCGAAAAAUAUUGCGCACGACAAGCAAAACGACGACUACAACUGUGGUGUAUAUGUAGCUAAAUAUGCACAAAACUUUCUUUUGAAGAAACCGUUGACCGGGCUAGGAAACAUGGAUUCUGAGAGGAAACAAAUCAAAAUAAAACUCCUAAAUACAGCAGUAAUAAAAAUUUGUUUAUACUGCAGCAGCUUGAAAUCACUAAUUUUGUCAUGUCAAUCAUGUGGACGGAGGUGUUGCAGUAGAUGCGCCCCAAAUAUGGUGCUAAAAAUUCCAUCUACAAAACAAUGUGAAAUAUGUUCGAAAAUUAAAAUGAUAUAAUUUUUAAGUCUCAUCAAUAAAUUUUUAUAUUACCUUUUAACUUGAAGUAUUUUUAUUUGUCCAGUUUGAGUCCUUUCAGAAACGAGAUAGAAUCCUGUCGUCUAAGUCAAAAAUGAAAAAAUUGUCAUUCCAUCGGCUACAAAAAAUAGUUGCCAUAAACCUCAACCAUUCGCGUGGAUUUUUUUUUAAAUUUUAAAUGGUUCCUAUGAUCAGAUAGGUCAAUUCCAACACUCCACCAUCUCAAAAUAUUUUCGGAGGAUAGUAUGCUUCUAAUUCAAAUGAUAAAAUUGA